Messenger RNA from Ostertagia ostertagi, 975 nucleotides. The record is from the annotation of a GenBank genome assembly. Lineage: Eukaryota; Metazoa; Nematoda; Chromadorea; Rhabditida; Trichostrongylidae.
AUGGUCACCAGGCGAAAAACAAAUCUCAUCCAUAAGUGCUCAUUCAAUGGAAAACCAUGCGAUAUCGACAGAGACUUCGCCAUUAUUUCCGAUCCAACAUUUGGCAACUGUUUCACCUUCAAUCAUAAUCGCUCAGACAUCAAAAGCAGUCUGCGCGCAGGACCGAUGCAUGGUUUGCGUGUGAUGCUGUUCGUGAACGCAUCCGACUACCUGCCAACUUCUGAAGCCGUUGGUGUUCGUCUCACCAUCCACGAUAAGGACGAGUUUCCCUUUCCAGACACGUUCGGCUACAGUGCACCCACCGGCUACAUCUCAUCUUUCGGAAUGCGAAUGAAAAAAAUGUCCCGUCUCCCAGCGCCGUACGGGGACUGUAUUGCGGACGGUGCGACAUCGAAUUACAUCUACAAAGGCUAUGCCUAUUCCACAGAGGGCUGUUAUCGUACGUGCUUCCAACAGCUGAUUAUCGAUCGAUGCGGUUGCGGCGAUCCGCGUUUUCCGUCUAUCGGCGACCAUAAACUCUGUGAGGUGUUCAACAAAGAGCACACAACCAUGCAACCAAACGAUAUACACCAUGUCGUAUUCGGAAGCGAUAUGGCCAAGUCAGUCGCUAAACAUAACGCUUGGAACGUGCGAAGAAGAGCCGGAAGUGUGCAACGAACAGUACCACCGUCCAUUCGAUGUGGUAAAAAGCGUGUUUCCAGGGAAAACGCCGCUAUGUUGGAGGUGUUUUAUGAGGCACUCAACUUCGAAACCCUCACUGAAUCCGAAGCUUACGGGGUCGUGAAAAUGCUGGCCGAUUUUGGAGGACAACUUGGUCUGUGGUCAGGUGUCUCCUUCAUGACAAUCUGCGAAUUUGUCUGCCUUUUCUGUGAACUGCUCUACAUGAUGAUCUCACAUCAUUACAACAAAUACAAGCUGAAAAAACGCGAAAAGGGACGAUUUCUAAGCGAGCGGACACGUACAUUUAUUGAGUGA